This is a messenger RNA of Pungitius pungitius (ninespine stickleback), 10955 nucleotides long. It is a transcript of the gene lrba, whose product is annotated as LPS-responsive vesicle trafficking, beach and anchor containing. The transcript has 57 exons. Gene Ontology annotation, biological process: intracellular protein localization. Gene Ontology annotation, cellular component: cytosol; membrane. The record is from RefSeq and is a predicted model, not a curated record. Lineage: Eukaryota; Metazoa; Chordata; Actinopteri; Perciformes; Gasterosteidae. The coding region runs from base 1105 to 9819 and encodes 2904 amino acids. Gene Ontology annotation, molecular function: protein kinase binding.
AAGCAAGGUGUACUUUCAACAAAGUAUAGACAAGUAUGUCGCGCUGUCAAAAUGCAGUGCAUUGAACAGUACACUGUUUCCCCCUGAAAGGUCGAGAGCUGGAAGUAGAGUGCACGCUUAUCAAAAUUGCACUUAAGUACAGUGGCCUACUUGUUUUGAAUGUAAUGCGUCAUGAUGAUGAAACGUAAACCGCCGUUAUUGAAUCAACACGGAAGCGGCGCGUCGUGCGGGAGAGCCACCUGAGCCGCGCGCGCGCGCGCACACCCACACACACACACACACCUGCCCAAUGGUCUGACUAGACCGCGUCCCACUGCGCAUGCGUCACACAGCGAAGGGCUACACUGUCAUGGCGGUGACGAGCUGAAGCUACCGGGGUGAAUCAGGAAGCGAAUGCGGCGCAGCGGGGUUAACGUUGACGUCUGAAGACUUUCGCCGGGGAGGGACCAAGCGAACAGCACGUCCUUUUGUCGACUUCUGCCCGAGCUGCUGACGGACUUAACCCCCCCCCCUCCUCCCCCUCACCACCUCCUUCCCCCCCACACACCCCCCUUUUUUUUCUCCUCCAGUUUGUGAGUUUUUGCUUCUGCCCGAGCCGCGGUACCUGAGAAGUGUUUGGACUCCGCGACAAAAAGCAACUUCCACCGCCGCGACGGAGAGACUAAAGUCACCUCGACCCACGUUGGAACACGCCGAGGGGACGAGAGGUUGAGGGCGAGCUCUUCUUCACCUGCUUUCGCCCCCCCCCCCCCGCGCGCACACACACACUCCCCCCGUUACCUGCUGCAGACUUCCUCGCGGCUUUUACCGACAUUAAUCCGCCUGGGACCGGAGGACAGGAGUAGUUUCACUGAGGAGUGAAGCGAGGGGACACAUUUAUACACAUUCAGUCCUGCAACACGCUGUCUCUGCGCUUUUUAUAUAUAUAUAUAUAUAUAUAUUUUGCCCCGACUUUUUUAAAUGGGGAGAAACACGUUGAAGGGGACAUAAACCCCUCGAAGCUCCUGCGACGAUCGGCUCCCCCUUCCCCUUCCCCGACAACCCUCCGCAGGUGAACAGGUGCCUUACCUGUGUCCACCCCCCCCUCCCUCUUCCCUUUAGCAAAUGGCUAGCGAGGAGACGCCGGGCGCUGCGCAGCCGGGCGACGGACCGGACGCGGGACCCGGCGCCAUGGCGCUCAACCCGGCGGUGCCCAUCCGGGGUAUAAAGAUGAAAUUCGCCGUGCUCGCCGGCCUGGUGGAAGUUGGGGAAGUUUCCAACCGAGACAUCGUGGAGACGGUGUUCAACCUGCUGGUCGGCGGCCAGUUCGACCUCGAGAUGAACUUCAUCAUCCAAGAACCCGACAGCAUCGUGUGCAUGGUGGAGCUGCUGGACCAGUGUGAGCCCACCUGCCAGGCCGAGGUCUGGAGCAUCUUCACCGCCAUCCUCAAGAAGAGCGUCCGCAACCUGCAGGCGUGCACCGACGUGGGCCUCAUCCAGCAGGUGCUCCGGCGCAUCCAAACCACGGACAGCAUGAUCGCAGACCUACUGGUGGACAUGUUGGGCGUCCUUGCCAGCUACAGCAUCACAGUUAAAGAGCUGAAGCUUUUCUUCAGCAAGCUGCAGGGGGAGAAAGGCCAGUGGCCUCGUCACGCAGUGAAGCUUUUGUCAGUUCUGAAGUACAUGGCGCACAGGAACGGCCCCGACUCAUUCUUCAGCUUUCCAGGGAAGAAUGCAGCUGCUAUAGCUCUGCCUCCAAUAGCAAAAUGGCCGUACCAGAAUGGGUUUACGUUCCACACAUGGCUGCGCAUGGAUCCUCUGAACAACAUCAAUGUAGACAAAGACAAGCCUUACCUGUACUGUUUUCGCACCAGUAAAGGCAUGGGUUACUCUGCGCACUUUGUGGGUGGAUGUUUGAUAGUGACCUCGUUAAAAACAAAGGGGAAAGGAUUCCAGCACUGUGUAAAGUACGACUUCAAACCCCAGAAGUGGUACAUGGUGACCCUCGUUCACGUCUACAACCGCUGGAAAAACAGUGAGAUUAGCUGCUUUGUGAACGGGGAACUGGCUUCCUUUGGAGACAUCGCCUGGUUUGUCAACACCAGUGAUACGUUUGAUAAGUGUUUCCUGGGAUCCUCUGAGACGGCUGACGCCAACCGCGUGUUCUGCGGACAGAUGGGAGCGGUUUACCUGUUCGGAGAGGCGCUCAGCGCUGCUCAGAUCCUGGCUAUCUAUCAGCUGGGGCCGGGCUACCAGGGCACAUUCAAGUACAAAGCAGAGAGUGACUUACUGUUUGCGGAGCAUCACAAGACCUUACUGUAUGACGGCAAGCUGUCUUCUUGUAUUUCAUUCGCGUACAACCCUCGAGCCACAGAUGCCCAGCUCUGCCUUGAGUCCUCCCCCAAGGACAACGCCUCCAUUUUCGUCCACUCGCCCCACGCACUCAUGCUGCAGGAUGUGAAGGCCGUGGUGACUCACUCCGUCCAGAGUGGCAUACACUCUAUCGGGGGCGUGCAGGUGCUUUUCCCUCUGUUUGCACAGCUGGAUUAUUGCCAGCCUUCCAGCCAAGAGCUGGACACCUCUGUCUGCUGCACUCUGCUAUCCUUUGUGAUGGAGCUCUUGAAGAACUCUGUGGCUAUGCAAGAGCAGGUCCUCGCCUGCAAAGGCUUUCACGUCAUCGGCUACACUCUGGAGAAGUCCUCCAAGCUGCAUGUGACGCGGCCCGUCCUGGACAUUGUGCUGGCCUUUUCCAGAUACCUUAGCAACUUGCAGAAUGGCAUCUUGCUGCUCAAGCAGCUGUGUGACCACAUUCUGUUCAACCCCGCCAUCUGGAUCCAUGCCCCUGCCAAGGUGCAACAGACUCUCUACACCUACUUGGCCACAGAGUUCAUCAGCACAGUGACCAUCUACAACACCAUCCGCAGGGUGGGCACCGUACUUCAAGUCAUGCACACAAUGAAAUUCUACUACUGGGUCGUCAACCCUCAGGACCGCAGUGGAGUCGUGCCCAAAGGCUUAGAUGGUCCGAGGCCAAACCAGAGGGAGAUCCUUUCUUUGCGAGCCUUUCUGUUGUUGUUUGUCAAGCAGCUCAUAAUGAAGGAUCAUGGAGUGAAGGAAGAUGAGCUGCAGAGUAUCCUCAACUACCUCCUUACCAUGCAUGAGGAUGACAACAUCAUGGACGUACUGCAAUUGUUGGUGGCUCUGAUGUCUGAACAUCCGGGCUCGAUGGUCCAUGCCUUCGACCAGCGCAACGGGAUUCGAGUGAUUUACAAGCUUCUGGCCUCAAAAAGCGAAGGAAUAAGAGUGCAGACCCUCAAAGUGAUGGGCUACUUUCUGAAAUACCUGCCACCAAAGAGGAAACCUGAGGUCAUGCUGAGUCACGGCCUGUACUCCCUGCUCACUGAACGCCUGCUGCUGCACUCCAGCCAGUUCACCAUGACGACCUACAACGUGCUCUUUGAGAUUCUUACAGAGCAGAUCUGCACUCAAGUGAUCCAUAAACAACAUCCGGACCCCGACUCCACUGUGAAGAUUCUCAACCCACAAAUUCUGAAGAUAAUAGCCGCCCUGCUGAAGACCUCCCCCUCCUCCCCCGAGAGCAUGGAGGUGCGCAAGGUGUUCCUGUCCGACAUGAUCAAACUGUUCAAUAACAGCCGAGAGAACCGCAGGAGCCUGCUGCAGUGCUCGGUGUGGCAGGAGUGGAUGCUCUCCCUGUGCUUCAUCAGCCCUCAAAACAGCGAGGAGCAGAAAAUCACAGAGAUGGUGUACGCCAUCUUCCGCAUCCUGCUCUACCACGCCAUCAAAUACGAGUGGGGCGGCUGGCGCGUCUGGGUGGACACCCUGUCCAUCACCCACUCCAAGGUGACCUUCGAGCAGCACAAGGAGAAUCUGUCCCGUAUGUUUCGUCAGUACCAGAGUCAGGAGUCUGCGGGCUCUCUGCGCACCAUCUCCGGAGCCAGCCACAGCUCGGAGAGCAACGGGCCCCCCGCCGAGGAGACGGCCCCUUCCACCGUCAUCGAGCUCACGGUGGACGAGCCGAGCCACAAGUCCCACGAGUCGGCAUCCAGCUCCACCGUCACCUCCAGCCCGCCGCAGGCCGCCGGGGGGAGGGGACGCGCACCCAUCGCCAUGGGCAACAUCCUGGCCGGCAGAGGAGGAGAAGAAGAAGAAGAAGAAGAGCAGAAGUUGGUUCAGGAGUCUCCCAAGAACGACUCGGGUGACGAGGGACGAGAGACGGAAGCUACUGCCCCACAAAAAGACCAUGUGAAGGAACGGAGAGAGGAGGCUGACCAGCAGGAACCGGCGCCGGGGGCUUCCACCGACCAGGACGCGGACAGUGGGCAAACGUCAGCGAGCAGCCGGGCCCGAGCGGAUGACUCAGAAGCAGCGGGAGAAGUCAGAGACUCGGCGGCAACGCCCGCGGCCGACGAAACGCCCGCAAAGGAUGUCGGCCGCGGUGAAUCAUCAGGCGCUUUGAACGAAGCGGAGAUGGAACCGCCAUCGGUCUCGGGACAAGGCGAGGCUGACCAGACGCCCUCCGAGGCUGCGGCCGCUCCGGAGACCCUGGCGGACGUGUCCACCAUCGGUGACCACGCUGAGGACAGCCAAGGGGAGUCCUCCGCCUCCGCUGCAGCCGCAGAGGAAAGGGAAGAAGAAGAGGAGGAGGAACGUGGAGGUGAUGAAGAAGAUCGGGAAGGUCCCAAGAUGAAGACCGCAGAGGAAACGGAUGAGAAGCAGGAGGUUGGAACACAAGAAACUGAAGAGAAACAGGAGAGUCAGACUCCUCCACCGGGGGAAAGUGGGACAGAACCAGCCCAACAGCCCUCCUCCUCCGUCGCCACACCGCCCUCUUCAGGCCAGGAGGGCGCAGCAGCAGCAGCAGCAGCACCGGGCUGCGCCUCGCCAGGACAGCCUUCGGAGACCACGAACACCCCUGGCGAGGUCACUCUGCCCCCUCCCACGGACGGCACCCCCGCUGCCUCCACCUCGGAGACCAAGCAGACGAGUGCAGACCCCGUCAGCAAGACCAAAGAGAUCAAGAUCGCCCGACUAGAUGUGUCCAACGUGGCCUUAGACACGGAGAGACUUGAAUUAAAGGAGACCUCCACAACAGAAACAGGCCAAGACCAGUCAGCAGCAGCAGCAGCAGCAGCAGCAGCAGGAGGGUCUUCAGGUCAGCAGAGAGAGGGCAGCAGCACGUCGGCCCCUCGCUCCACGAUGUUUCGCAUCCCAGAGUUCCGCUGGUCCCACAUGCACCAACGGCUCCUCGCUGACCUGCUCUUCUCUAUUGAGACAGAUGUCCAGAUGUGGAGGAGUCACUCCACAAAGACGGUUCUGGACUUUGUGAACAGCAGCGAGAACGUUGUGUUUGUCCACAACAGCAUUCACCUCAUCUCCCAGGUGGUGGACAACCUCAUCAUGGCUUGUGGAGGCAUUUUACCUCUGCUCUCUGCUGCCACCUCUUCCUCCCAUGAGCUGGAGAACAUCGAACCAUCCCAAGGCUUGACGGUGGAGGCUUCCGUCACCUUCUUGCAGCGGCUCAUCAACCUGGUGGACGUUCUCAUCUUCGCCAGCUCCCUCAACUUCACAGAGAUAGAAUCCGAGAAAAACAUGUCGUCGGGGGGCAUCCUCAGACAGAGCCUUCGCCUCGUGUGUGCUAUGGCAGUGAGAAACUGCCUGGAGUGUCAGCAGGCCCAAUCCCAGCAGGGCGCAGAGGCGUCCGCGCGGCCCGGCGCUGCAGUCGGACCUUCAAUGUCUGCGGCGGCGCAGAGCCCCGUUGACGCAGUGACCGGUGGCGUAUCUUCUGUCACGGAGCUGGACCGGCUUCUGCAGGAGAUGGACAUCAACCGCCUCAGGGCCGUCGUCUUCAGGGAUAUCGAGGACAGUAAGCAGGCCCAGUUUCUGGCGCUCGCUGUCGUCUACUUCAUCUCAGUCCUCAUGGUGUCAAAGUACCGCGACAUCCUGGGGCCUCACAACGACAAGAGGCGCCCUCAACGAUCCCAGUCGGCCAGGAGCACAGAUAGCGGCGCCAUUUCUGGCAGGGUCGAAGUGGAGAACGGCGUCUCCCUCCGCCGGUACGACUCCGGCAUCGGCGACGACCACGCCUCCACCGCCGCCAGCGAGGCGGACCUGUCCUCCUCCUCCUCCUCCGCCGCGGCCCACGGCCCGGACGCCAUUUCGGAGGCUCUGUCCACGCUGUCUUCCGAGGUCAGACUGCCCGCCGAUUCAAAGGGCAAGAACGUGAAGGACAUCCUGCGCAGCCUGGUGAGCGCUCCGCCCGACGCCGCGGCGGACCCGGGUCUGCUGCAGCCGGCGUUUCUGGGAGGUGCGGGCGACGCGGCCAGAGACUCGUCACAGCGGUUCCGCUCCUUUGAUCGGAGUGUCGUCGUUGCUCCAAAGAAAGCGGGCACGGCACCGUCUCCGGGCGCUGCCGCCGCCGCCGUCCCAGCAGCCACCGCUGCUUCUUCUGUGUCUGGCGGGACGCCCAUCGACGGCGUCGCCGUGGUGUCCUCUGGCGACGCGUCACAGAGCGCCUCCGCAGACUCGGCGGCUAGCGGCCAGGUUCCAGCCAGCGCUAGCCUGCCAUCUGUCCCCCCACUCUCCCCCGUGACCCAGAACACAGCCCCCAAUAUGAGUAUCUCAGAACGUCUGGAGAACGCUCUGGAGAAGGCAGCUCCUCUGCUCCGAGAGAUCUUUGUGGACUUUGCUCCCUUCCUCUCGCGGACUUUGCUGGGCAGCCACGGACAAGAGCUCCUUAUUGAGGGCACAAGCCUGGUGUGCAUGAAGUCCAGCAGCUCAGUGGUGGAGCUCGUCAUGCUCCUGUGUUCUCAGGAAUGGCAGAACUCCAUCCAGAAGAAUGCGGGUCUCGCCUUUAUCGAGUUGGUCAACGAAGGCAGGCUGCUGAGCCACACCAUGAAGGACCACCUGGUUCGUGUGGCUAAUGAAGCAGAAUUUAUCCUCAGCCGACAGAGAGCCGAAGACAUCCAUAAACAUGCAGAGUUUGAGUCGGCCUGUGCUCAGUACGCGGCGGAGAAGCGGGACGAGGAGAAAAUGUGCGACCACUUGAUCCGGGCGGCCAAGUACCGCGAUCACAUGACCGCCACACAGCUCAUCCAGAAGAUAGUCAACAUCCUGACCGACAAACACGGCGCCUGGGGCAGCUCCUCCAAAAGCCGGCCGAGGGAGUUCUGGCGCCUGGACUACUGGGAGGACGAUUUAAGGCGGCGGCGGCGCUUCAUCAGGAACCCCUUCGGAUCCACUCACUCGGAGGCCACGCUCAAAGCCGCGGCCGAGCACGUGGCUUAUAUCAGUGCUCCCGAGGAGGAUGUUCUCAAAGGCAAGCAGUCCAUCCGGGGCCAGGCUCUGGGAAAUCAAAACUCCGAGAGCGAGGCGUUGCUCGACGGAGACGAUGACACUAUGUCGUCCUUGGAGGACAAGGACCUCGAGAACUUAACAGGCCCGGUGAACCUGAGCACCGGCGCCCAGCUGGUGGCUCCGGCCGCGGUGGUGAGAGGCACCCUGUCCGUCACCGCCUCCGAGCUCUACUUCGAGGUGGACGAGGACGAGCCGGGCUUCAAGGCCAUCGAUCCAAAGAUUUUAGCCUACACCGAAGGCCUUCAUGGGAAGUGGCUGUUCACAGAGAUCCGCGCGGUCUUCUCCAGACGCUACCUGCUGCAAAACACCGCUCUGGAAAUCUUCCUGGCCAACAGAACAGCAGUCAUAUUCAACUUUCCAGAUGCGGCCACAGUAAAGAAGGUGGUCCACAGUCUUCCGCGUGUCGGCGUGGGCACGAACUUUGGCCUCCCGCAGACCAGACGCAUAUCGCUGGCCACACCAAAGCAGCUAUUCAAGGCCUCCAACAUGACCCAGCGCUGGCAGCGCCGCGAGAUAUCCAACUUCGAUUACCUCAUCUUUCUCAACACCAUCUCUGGCCGGACCUAUAAUGACCUGAACCAGUACCCGGUCUUCCCUUGGGUUAUCACCAACUACGACUCAGAAGAGCUUGACUUGACUCUGCCCAGCAACUUCAGAGAUCUGUCCAAGCCCAUUGGUGCUCUGAACCCCAAGAGGGCAGCAUUCUUUUCAGACCGAUACGAGUCCUGGGAGGACGAGCAGGUGCCGAAGUUCCACUAUGGAACCCACUACUCCACCUCCAGCUUCACCAUGAUGUGGCUGCUGCGUAUCGAACCCUACACCACGUUUUUUCUGAACUUCCAAGGAGGGAAGUUUGACCACGCUGACCGCACUUUCUCCUCAGUGUCCCGCGCCUGGAGGAACUGCCAGAGAGACACAUCUGAUGUCAAGGAGCUGAUCCCAGAGUUCUACUACCUCCCCGAGAUGUUUGUCAACGCCAACGAUUACAACCUGGGAGUGAUGGAGGACAGCGCCGUGGUUUCUAAUGUGGAGCUGCCACCUUGGGCCAAGAGCCCAGAGGAGUUUGUACGCAUCAAUCGCCUGGCUCUGGAGAGCGAGUUCGUGUCCUGCCAGCUCCACCAGUGGAUCGAUCUGAUCUUCGGCUACAAGCAGCAGGGACCCGAAGCCACCAGAGCCCUCAAUGUUUUCUACUAUCUGACCUACGAGGGCGCGGUCGACCUCAGCUCAAUCAACGACCCCAUGCUCAGAGAGGCUGUGGAGUCUCAAAUUAGGAGUUUUGGACAGACCCCCUGCCAGCUGCUCAUCGAACCGCACCCACCCAGAAGCUCAGCCAUGCAAGUGUAUCUUCUCCUGCAGACCCCGCUGAUGUUUACGGAGCAGAUGCAGCAGGACGUCAUCAUGGUGCUGAAGUUCCCGUCCAACUCUCCCGUGACCCACGUAGCGGCCAACACUCAGCCCGGUCUAGCGUCGGCUGCAACCAUCACCGUCACCGCCAACCGCAUCUUCGCCGUCAACAAGUGGCACGGCUUGACUGGUCAUCAGAGCUCAACGGCGCAGGACCAGCAGUACCAACUUCCUGUGGAAAUUGACCCUCUGAUAGCCAGCAACGUGGGCAGCCAUCGCCGCCAGAUCUCUGACCUGCUAGAUCAAAGCAUUCAGAUCAGCUCGCAGUGUUUCGUCAUCACGGCCGACAACCGCUUCAUCCUGCUGUGCGGUUUUUGGGACAAGAGCUUCCGGGUUUAUUCGACCGACUCAGGCAAACUGACUCAGAUCGUGUUCGGGCAUCGCGACGUGGUGACGUCCCUCGCUCGCUCCGAGUCCUACAUCGGAGGAGACUGCUACGUGCUGUCGGGCUCCAGAGAUGCCACCCUGCUGCUGUGGUACUGGAACGGAAAGCUCAACAGCAUUGGAGAAAGCCCCGGCACGGAGUUCACUACACCUCGGGCCAUCCUGACGGGCCACGACUGCGAAGUGACGUGUGCGAGCGUGUGCGCAGAGCUCGGCCUCGUCAUCAGCGGCUGCAAAGAGGGUCCUUGUCUGAUCCAUUCCAUGAAUGGGGACCUGCUGCGGACCCUGCAGGGCCCGGAGCAGUGCCUGCGGCCCCGCCUCAUCCAGGCCUCCGCCGAGGGCCACUGCGUCAUCUACUACGACAAGGGACACUUCUGUCACUUCAGCGUCAACGGCAAGCUGCUCGGCCACAUGGAGGUGGAGGACAGCAUCAAGGCCAUGUAUCUGAGUCGGGACGGCCAGUACCUGCUGACGGGCGGCGACGGAGGGGUGGUGUCCGUCUGGCAGGUGCACAACCUCAAACAGCUGUUCACCUACCCGGGCUGCGACGCGGGAAUCCGCUCUAUGACCAUGUCACAUGACCAAAGGUGCAUCAUAACUGGCAUGGCGUCCGGGAGCAUCGUGCUCUUCUACAACGACUUCAACAGGUGGCACCACGAGUACCAGACCCGGUACUGAGCCUGGACCUGGACCCGAGCAGCGUGCGCGCUCAUCAAAGGCACUAUUCUGUCCGUAUCCUGAAUGUAUCUCAGUGAAAGAAGCAACUCCUGUCCCGUUGUAGUAAAAGAAUCUGAACUAUUUUUAAAAUAAAAGGGCAUUGCUAUAUUUUGUAGAAGGGAUAGGAAUCUUUCAUAUAAAUCACAGGGGGUGGGUUGUGUUACUGUGCGGUUAAAAACAGAUCUAUUUUUAGCUGUGAGAGUCUAUUUUCGUCUCCUCUGGAAAACAAACUCUGGAUUGGUGAGGAGCUGGUGAGAACCUUUACUGACACAAAAGUCCAAAUAUUUGUGUAUUUUAGGGUGAGUGAUUUUUCUUCUUUCCUGUAGGUGUGUGUGUGGGGAUUUAUCAAGCUAUCAUUCACUUUUAACAUGCUUUUUUGACAACACAGUUGGUAUUUAGGAAUUAUUUGAAUAAGAAUAUUGGACAGAAGGCUAGACAGAGGGAAUAUAAAUACCUAUGUAUUCUAUUAAAUUGUACUCCUCCAUAUUUAAGAUAUCCAUUCCCUCUGUACUUCUUUUGCUUGCUAAGAGAUUUCUGUGCAUGACUCACAUGAAACAUCAUGAUUUAAUACUUCAAAAGACUAAAAAACGUCCCACUCAGUGAUCCUAAAGAGUCGGAUGUCAGAGUCCUGUCAAAGUGACUGAAUAAGCAAAAGGGGGGGUGGGGAGGGGAGAGUCUUUAUUGAUGUCUGUGACGAAAAGACUGAGUGUAUGACAUCACUAACAGGAUGACGUCGUAACAAGUGCCCAAACCACCCUAAUUUAUAUCCAGAGUCCUCUUUGAGUCCCGUCUCUCUAACAGCAGAGUGAGAUGUGCAAUGACAGGAAGGACCCUCCUUCUCUCACAGGAUGAGUGAUUAGGUUCCGAUGCGACUCAUCAAUCGCAACGAAUUUUCCUUUAAUCCACGCUCAAAUAAAUGUCCACUUGUAUCUCUUGAUUUUGGGGGGAAAUGUUCAUUUGAAGUUUGUGCUUUAAUGUGGUUUGAAGUUCUGGUUGUAUAAGAACUACGGUUAACUAUCAACCAGAGGUUUUUUUUGCAAUCAUUUGAGUGUUUGUGUGGCGAGUUCUGACAAUAAAAUGGCAUUUUAUAACUUGAA